Molecule: messenger RNA, 2387 nt
Organism: Annulohypoxylon maeteangense
Lineage: Eukaryota; Fungi; Ascomycota; Sordariomycetes; Xylariales; Hypoxylaceae
Product: glutamine-dependent NAD(+) synthetase with GAT domain-containing protein
Exons: 10
Coding region: 162-2324 (720 amino acids)
Biological process (GO): NAD+ biosynthetic process
Cellular component (GO): cytoplasm
Molecular function (GO): glutaminase activity; ATP binding; NAD+ synthase (glutamine-hydrolyzing) activity
Source: RefSeq, a predicted model, not a curated record
AUAGCCGAAGCCGCACCUAGACUUAAAGUUAUGUAGCUCUGUAGACUUGGUCGCCUCGUCGAACAAGCAAACAAUUGUGACAUUCACGACAACUUCCACUCCGGUUCCCUUUUAUUGCACAACUCCACCUAGCCUCUUUGGGACUCAUCUCUCCCAUCACGAUGGGUCACCUCGUAACUGUCGCGACUUGCUCACUAAACCAAUGGGCCCUAGAUUGGGAGGGAAACGCUCAACGUAUCAUCGAGAGCAUACAAAAAGCCAAAGCAGCUGGUGCACGGCUACGUGUCGGGCCAGAGUUAGAAAUAUGCGGCUACGGAUGUCUCGAUCAUCUGAUGGAGCAGGACCUCUACCUACACUCCUUGGAGAUGCUUAGGCUUAUCCUCCUUGAUGAGAGUUGCCAUGGAAUAUUAUUGGAUAUAGGCAUGCCUAUCCAACAUAGGAAUCAACGAUUUAAUUGCAGAGUCAUAUGCCUCAACUCUAAGAUACUCAUGAUCAGGCCUAAGAUGUGGCUUGCAAACGACGGAAAUUACAGGGAAAUGAGAUUUUUCACCCCGUGGAUGCACCCGCGAGAGGUCGAAGAUUAUCACCUACCUCGUAUGCUCCAGGAAAUCCAAGGGGCUAUACAUGUACCAUUCGGCGAUGCCGUUAUUUCCACCCCGGACACUUGCAUGGGCGCGGAGACUUGCGAGGAGCUCUUCACUCCCGCAGCACCUCAUAUUCCCAUGAGUCUCGACGGUGUCGAAAUAAUCACAAAUUCUAGCGGGUCGCAUUUCGAACUUCAGAAACUUGAAACUCGACUUCAGCUGAUAAUGGAGGCUACUCGAAAAUGUGGAGGCAUCUAUCUUUAUGCUAACCAACAGGGUUGCGACGGUGACCGGUUAUACUAUGAUGGUUCGGCCAUGAUUAUUGUGAACGGGAACAUUGUUGCCCAGGGUUCGCAAUUCAGUCUCAACGAUGUUGAGGUGGUAAUAGCAACCGUAGACCUAGAGGAAGUCCGUGCCUACCGAUCAGCUAUCUCUCGAGGCCUACAAGCCGCCAGCUCCAAUGCGAAGUAUAAGCGUAUUCAAACCACAUUUGAGCUCAGCUCGGAGGAAGACGAUUUCGACGUCGGAAAGCGUCCAUCGCCGCCAAUAAAGCCCCGGUAUCAUACGGUGGAAGAAGAGGUUGCCCUCUCCGCAGGUUGUUAUCUAUGGGAUUAUCUGAGGCGUUCCGGCGUAGCAGGAUACCUAGUCCCUCUAAGCGGGGGCAUAGAUUCUUGUGCUACGGCAACUAUCGUUUAUUCCAUGUGCCGUAUCGUGAUGGACGCUAUUAGAGAAGGAAAUGCUCAGGUAAUUGAAGACGUUAAGAGACUCGCUAAGUACAAAGGUGAAGAUAUUCUUCCUGAUACACCCCAAGAACUUUGCAACCAGAUAUUCUCAACCAUAUACAUGGGCAUGAAGGCGCAGAGUUCCCGCGAGACGAGGGCGCGAGCGAAGAACUUAGCAGAAGCUAUAGGGAGCUAUCAUGUUAACCUAGACAUUGACAACAUCUAUAAUGCCCAGAAGGCACUAGUCGUUAACACGCUCAACUUCGAACCGAAAUUUAAGGUCCACGGCGGCAGCCAGCAAGAGAAUCUCACGUUACAGUGUCUCCAGGCGAGAAUUCGUAUGGUUACGGCCUAUGAAUUCGGGCAGAUCUUGCCGACCGCUCGAAGUAGACCCGGCGGCGGAAGCUUGCUUAUCCUUGGAAGUGCGAACGUAGGAGAAUCUCUACGCGGCUACCUAACAAAAUAUGAUUGUUCAAGUGCCGACAUCAACCCAAUCGGUUCCAUCGACAAAGCCGAUUUAAAACUUUUUAUAGCAUGGGCCGAGAAAAACUUCAGCUUGCCAUGCCUACACGAUUUUCUCACUGCUACGCCGACUGCCGAGCUGGAACCUGUGACGGAAACGUAUGUUCAGAGUGACGAGGCAGAUAUGGGAAUGACCUAUGCCGAGCUCACGAUUUUUGGACGCCUGCGCAAAGAAAACAAGCUGGGACCUUUUGCCAUGUUCCAGCGACUUGUUCACGAUUGGAGCGCUGAUCGCGACAAGGGUCCUGACGACGAUGCCCCCGAGUACACGCCCGCCCAGGUAGCGGAAAAGGUCAAGCGAUUUUUUCAUUUCUACGCGAUUAACCGCCACAAAAUGACAACUCUCACGCCUGCUCUACACUGCAAUCCGUAUUCUCCAGAUGAUAACCGGUUCGACCUCCGACCCUUCUUGUAUCCCUCGUUCUGGAAGUCGUGGUCAUUUAAAAAGAUCGAUUGGGAACUGGAAAAGAUUGAGAAGCGCAUGGCGAAGAGAUGACCCUGUACCGAAUAAGCUAGCCUUUUAUUACAUGAGAUAUAAAAUAUAUCGAUUACAGAGCUG